AUGGAGAGGGACAGCAGCCGGGUGAGUGUGACUGUGGGCCUCGGGCCAGACCCUCCCGGCACUGAGGAAGCCGGACCGGCCUGGGAGACAGCUGUUGGUGCUCAGAGGGAAUUUGGAGAAAGGGUAGAGAAGGCUCUUAGCGUCUCAGAUUCAGAAGAAAAACUGCAUGUUGUGGUAGACAGAGAACUGACUGCAUUCCAGGCAUGCGGCCCUCCCCACGACUUCUGCUUCAUGCUCUCGCUGAUGCUGGGGAAAAGGGAGGCUUUGAGGCUCUGGCUUCUUAUCCUGGAGCCCAAUCUGACUCAAGGGCUGACCAGGAUCCCUGAGGAUGACAUUGUGUAUGCACUGGGGAUGUUGGUGGCCAAUGCGAGGAGGUGGUGGAGAAUGUCUUGGGAUCCCAGGACUCUCCUCUUGGGCAGGUUCGAGGGACUGAUCACUCUCCAUCUGCCUCCGACCAGCUCUGACAGCUCUGACCAAGACAAGGGCUGGACGCUUCCGACUCGGGGCCUGCAGGGCCUCACGCCCUUUCCCGGAUAUUACCCUUUCUGGCUGCUCCUGAAUGCUUCCCCUGCAAGGACAUCUCCGGCAAGGACAUCUUCAGCCAGGGCAUCUCUAGCCCGGGCGUCUCCAACUCGGGCGUCUCCGACUCAGGCAUCUCCAACUCGGGCAUCUACAGCUCGGGCAUCUCCAACUCGGGCAUCUACGGCUCGGUCAUCACCUUCCAGGUCAUCGUCCGGCAGGUCAUCAUCUGCCAGGUCGGCCACCACGACAUCCUCCCCAACCAGAGUGUACCUUGUUAGAGCAACACCAGUGGGGGCUGUGCCCAUCCGUGCAUCUCCUGCCAGGUCAGCACCAGCCACCAGGGCCGCCGGGGAGAGCCCAGGUCUCAGCUUACCCAAGUUCUCCUGGCAGGAAGGCCAGAAGCGGCUGCCACUCAUCGGGUGCGUGCUCCUCCUCAUCGCCCUCGUGGUGUCGCUCAUUAUCCUCUUCUACUUCUGGCGGGGCCACACAGGGAUCAAAUACAAGGAGCAGAGAGAGAGCUGUCCCAAGCACGCUGUUCGCUGUGAUGGGGUGGUGGACUGUAAGCUGAAGAGUGACGAGCUGGGCUGUGUGAGAUUUGACUGGGACAAGUCUCUGCUUAAAGUCUACUCUGGGUCCUCCCAUCAGUGGCUUCCCAUCUGCAGCGACAGCUGGAACGAUUCCUACUCAGAGAAGACCUGCCAGCAGUUGGGCUUCGAGAGUGCUUACCGGACAACCGAAGUGGCACACAGGGAUUUUGCCAGCAGCUUCUCAAUCUCUGAAUACAACUCCUCCAUCCAGGAAAGCCUCUACAGGUCCGAAUGUCCUUCCCAGCGGUAUAUCUCUCUCCAGUGUUCCCACUGUGGACUGCGGGCCAUGACGGGGCGGAUUGUGGGAGGCGCGCUGGCCCCAGAGAGCAAGUGGCCUUGGCAAGUGAGUCUGCACUACGGCACCACCCAUAUCUGUGGAGGCACGCUCAUUGACGCCCAGUGGGUGCUCACGGCCGCCCACUGCUUUUUUGUGACCCGGGAGAAGAUCCUGGAGGGCUGGAAGGUGUAUGCGGGCACCAACAACCUGCACCAGCUGCCCGAGCCAACCUCCAUCUCUGAGAUUAUCAUCAACAGCAACUACACGGAUGAGCAGGAUGACUAUGACAUUGCUCUCAUGCGGCUCUCCAAGCCCCUGACCCUGUCUGCUCACAUCCACCCUGCCUGUCUCCCCAUGCAUGGACAGACCUUUAACCUCAGCGAAACCUGCUGGAUCACAGGCUUUGGCAAGACCAAGGAAACAGAUGACAAGACAUCCCCCUUCCUCCGGGAGGUACAGGUCAGCCUAAUCGACUUCAAGAAGUGCAAUGACUACUUGGUCUAUGACAGUUACCUUACCCCAAGGAUGAUGUGUGCUGGGGACCUUCGUGGGGGCAGAGACUCCUGCCAGGGCGACAGUGGAGGGCCUCUUGUCUGUGAGCAGAACAACCGCUGGUACCUAACAGGUGUCACCAGUUGGGGCACAGGCUGUGGCCAGAGAAACAAACCCGGUGUGUACACCAAAGUGACAGAAGUCCUCCCCUGGAUUUACAGUAAGAUGGAGAGUGAAGUGCGCUUCCGGAAAUCCUAA
Molecule: messenger RNA, 2136 nt
Organism: Carlito syrichta (Philippine tarsier)
Lineage: Eukaryota; Metazoa; Chordata; Mammalia; Primates; Tarsiidae
Gene: TMPRSS13
Product: transmembrane protease, serine 13
Exons: 17
Coding region: 1-2136 (711 amino acids)
Biological process (GO): proteolysis
Cellular component (GO): membrane
Molecular function (GO): protein binding; serine-type endopeptidase activity
Source: RefSeq, a predicted model, not a curated record